Molecule: messenger RNA, 1906 nt
Organism: Racocetra persica
Lineage: Eukaryota; Fungi; Glomeromycota; Glomeromycetes; Diversisporales; Gigasporaceae
Source: the annotation of a GenBank genome assembly
GUCAACUCCAUUCACUUCUAAUUCAUCCGCUUAUCUACCUGCUUCUUUGGUGCAAAACAUACUCGGUUGUCAAGCUCAGGCAUUAGAAGCCAUAUCCGAUCAAGCUAAAGCUAACAAAGUCAUACAACAAGAAAAUUCCGCUCUUAGACAACGUAUCGAACAUUUAGAAAAUCAAUUAUGGUCUCUGAAAAAAAAAAAUUCGUUACGAAACAUAGAUAAUAGCGAAGAUAUUUUCUCCGAGGAUAUGGAUAUUGACAUAAAAAAACCUGACGCUAUGGAAGUUGAAAAGGAAAAUCGUGAUGAUUCACCCGCCCCUGCAUUAACAGAUGUCAAUACAUGUGCUAAUGAACAAUCUUCUUCCUCGGCGAGUAAUAACAACAUCUCCCAAAUUAUCCAAGAAUUGGAAAAAAAACAUCAAAAAGAACUUGAAAAUUCGAAUAAAGAGUGGAGUGAAAAAUAUUCUGAACUCCAAAAAAAAUAUGAUCAACAAUCAAAAGAUUAUCAAGAUUUAAAAGACCAUUACAAGCAAAGAUCCUCUGAAUGGAAGCUUACAAAACAAUGGAUUGAAAACGCCAAAAGACUUUCACGAGCCCGAAAAGGGAAAUCUGAUGGCGCAACUGCAGCAAAUGCUGAAUCGCGGGCUCGAUGUGCUUGUCAACAGGAUAAUAAUUCGCCUACUACUUCUGACGAUUCGCAAGCUAAAUCAAGUGGUACUCUCGCUGAUGUUACAAACGUCCAAAAUCAUAUGCCACAUACUCACGUCAAUAAUGUUUCCAUCAUAAGCAUUGAUAGCGCCUCAACACGAGCCCCUGAUAAUAAAAAAGAUUGUGGCAAUAGUCUUCAUGAUAGUGACACUCAAUAUCAAUCUGACAUAUUGUCUUCAAACCUAUCGUUAAACUCUUUAGGUGAAAAAUCUCAAUCUGAUCAUCAAUAUGUUCAAGAUUCCACUGAAUUAUGGAAUAAUAAUCAAAAAAUAUCGGAUUCGAAUGCGAACAAAGCUUUAUCUUGUGAAAGCAGUUCAAGCGUGACAGAUCAAACAAAUCUAGAUCAAGAUAAUGCCGAAAUUCUAAAGCUACAAAAAGAUGUUGACUUUCGUCCGCUUGAUGGUACAAACGCCGAACAUCCAAUUGAUAUUGAUGAUUAUGACGAUAAUUUAUUUCUUACUGACGAUGAUGAUCAAUCUUCGAGUAAAAAAAGAUCUGCAGAUGUGGUCAUUAAACAAGAACAGGACGACUCUAAUACACUUCCACCAUUGGAAAAUAAACAACAUAAACGAUGGAAACUUUUACCUAGUGGAAAAGAUCGGUACUCAUUGGACAAUGAUAUAGUUAAUACUCCACAUAAAGGCUAUCGUGAUCCUCUCAUGGAUGAUAAUGCAAACAAUAAACCGGUUGCUUCGGAAAGAAUCAGUAAUGAUGGCGAAGAAAGUCCUAUGCUACUUACCCCAAUUACUCCACAUAACAUUAGGAAUAAAAAUACGUCACACCGUUCCACUGUCAGUCCUAAUUUAUCAGAAACUAACAUUAGGUAUAAUGAGACUGUACGAAAACAGAGCGAGCGUCGGCAGUUACAGGGUGAAGAUUGCCGUGAUUGUCGUCGAUAUUAUGAAAUAACAGGUCCAAUGCCAAUUCCCGAUGCUACUGGAUUAAAUCGUUGUGGCCAUACAAAUCAAGUACAGAGCGCAGAGUUACUAAUGGAAGCUCGAUUACAUUAUACUUCUAAACAUCGUGCAAGGUAUAGUCGAGCGCCUACUCCUCCUGGCUUCUGGAGAGUUGGCUUCCCAACAUCCCAAGAAUUGGCAGAAACAAACGAACAAUCCAUAGAGUACGAAAAAUCGAGAGAAGAUCAAAAAAGAAAAGAAAAUGAGUAUCUUAAGAAUCGUGAGCACAAAUGGGAUAGGAUAUAA